AUGCGUCUCGAUGUUGCGGUCUGCCUGCGGGUUGGAAUUACAGCCGUACAAUCAGCGGAUGGCACUCCUCCUGCCUCCCCCCUGACUCUAGUGCCGUUAAAGCCACUCGUCCUGCCGCCUGAAAUCCGUUCUCCGGUCCCCCUCCUGCUCCGCUUGCUGCGACGCGCCCUCUUCCGCGUCCUCCUCGUCUCCGAGAUGGUGAUUGCUGGAGCGCUCGAUUAUUCGCUAGUGCGCGCUGGCGCUGCGUCGGUUGCGUACGAAAAGCUGCCGGCUGCAUGCGGAACGGAGACCACGGCAACGGAACCCCCACUGCCGCCUUUUCCGAAGCUCGCGAAAGAAGCCGCUGGAAGCCUUCCUCGCCCUGAACCGUCGCCUCGCGAGGGCGGUCAUCCGGUUCCGGCGCCGUCGGCGUCUCUUCCAGACGCGCCGACUGCUCCCCCUGCACCUCCUGCGGCUGCUGUCGAGCGGUCUGCUCCUGCCGCUGGUCUCGAUCCUGCGCCGCCUGCGUCGUCUGCUCCCGACGCUGCGCAGUCUGCCCCCGUCGUCCCUGCUGCGCUACCUGCCGCUCUUGUCCCCCCUGCGGCGAUCCCCGCCGUUGUGCAGUCGCCGCUGGCGGUGUCCGCCACCACUGGCGGCCCGGCUCCAUCGGUUGCGCCCUCAGCGGCGGGUCAGUCCGCGCCUGCUGUGACGCCGAUGGCCCCGGCAGGUCAGCCGUCACGCCCCCCGUCACCUGACCACCGCCUGUCUCGCCCCCAUUCCCCCGCGCUCCACCAGGAGCGCAAGUCGUCUCGUCACCAUCGUGAUUCUCCACGGCGUUACCAGCAGCCGCCUCACUGGCCUGCUCAUCCCGGUGGUCACGGGGACUGGAGGGGUCCCCGCGGGCGCGGUCGUGGGGGGUACCGCCCGCCCGUGACGAUGGCGGAUCUUCAGCGGGAAGUGUCAAGGGCGGCACGCGAGAAGAGGGCAGCGCAGAGCCAGAGCAGUUCGAUGCGCGCCUCGCCCGCCCAUGAGGCUCCUCGCCAGCCCAUGCUCCCCUUGAGUCCUCCGCCUGUCGCGGCACCCCCACCUCAGAAUCACCGCCCAACGGUUCCUGCUCCUGCUGUCUCGGCACCCGCUCCUGGAUCGCGUCUUCAAUUGCCGCCGGUUCCGCCUGUUGCGGGGGUGGAAUUUGUGGCCGCGGGUGGUGGCGCGGCGGCGGCUCAGUAUUCACAUCAGGUUGCUGCUGAUGCGCCGCUCCUGUUCCUGGCGGAGGCGCUUCAGCCUCCGCAUACGCGUGUUCCCGAGGCGACGCUCGGCCAGCUCCACCGCCUUGCGGAAAGUCUCCACGCGUUGCUGUUGAUACAGGUUGUUGCUCACUCGUCCCUCCCCGUGAUCCCUGUUGAGACGUUCCGUGACCGCCCGCGUGAGACUUGCUUGGACGCGGCGGACCAGCUCACAGUGCUACUGGCGCCCGUGCUGGCUGAGCCCGCGGAGGGUGGCGCUGCUGCUGCAGGACAGCUUGACGAGGCUGUCCGAGGCUUGAGGCGGCACUUGCGCGCAGGAUCUGGAGCCGCGGCGAUCGGCGCAAGCACGCUUGUGGUCCGGGAGCUGUGGCGCACCCUGACGGGCGUUCUUCACGCCCUUGGAGCUCACCGCAUGUAG
Molecule: messenger RNA, 1641 nt
Organism: Closterium sp. Naga37s-1
Lineage: Eukaryota; Viridiplantae; Streptophyta; Zygnematophyceae; Desmidiales; Closteriaceae
Source: the annotation of a GenBank genome assembly